Sinocyclocheilus rhinocerous is the source of this 4832-nucleotide messenger RNA. RefSeq names its product multiple epidermal growth factor-like domains protein 6. Lineage: Eukaryota; Metazoa; Chordata; Actinopteri; Cypriniformes; Cyprinidae. The transcript has 37 exons. The record is from RefSeq and is a predicted model, not a curated record. Gene Ontology annotation, molecular function: protein binding; calcium ion binding; scavenger receptor activity.
AUGUUGCCAAAUGUGUGUACUGAGCAGGAGGUGAAGCUUGUGGCCCAGAUGCAGCCGUGCGUCCAGGCCUUCACGCGGAUGGUUAAAGCCUGGAAACAGGGAUGCCAGGGACAGUCGUGGUGCAUGGGCUACGAGAGGAGAACGGCUUACUAUACUGCAUACAGACAGGUGUAUCGACAGGAGCACCAGACGGUUUACAAGUGCUGCCCAGGAUGGUCACAGCUCAACGGGGAGGCCGGAUGCCUAUAUCCUGUGUGCAGUUACGGCGUGUGCUUUAAUGGAGGUCAGUGCAGAGAAGGUUCUGCUCAACUCUGCCACUGUCCGGCCGGAUUCAGCGGUCCGAGUUGCCAGUACGAUGUGAACGAGUGUGAAGAGACCAAUGGAGGGUGUGAAGCUCUUUGCUGUAACACCAUCGGCAGUUUCUACUGCAAGUGUCCCGCAGGUCAAGAGCUCAAAGAAGAUGGCAAGGCCUGCCAGGAUAUUGACGAAUGCCAGGUGCAUAACGGCGGCUGCCAGCACAAGUGUGUGAACACCAGGGGUUCAUAUCACUGCCAGUGUAACGCUGGAUCUCGACUGCACGUUGACGGACGCACAUGCAUCGCCAUCCACUCCUGUAGCGUUGGGAACGGUGGCUGCGAGCAUUUCUGCGUCCAGCAGACGGCAGGUCAUUUCCAGUGCCGCUGCCGACCCGGUUACAGACUCGACGUGGACGGGAAACAUUGCAAAUCGGAGAAUCGGUGUAUGGAGCGAAACGGCAGUUGUUCUCAGGAAUGCCGCAGGGAUGGAGAUCAGGCCCGCUGUGGAUGUCGUCCAGGUUAUCAACUGGCUGAAGAUGGCAAGACCUGUGAAGACAUUGACGAGUGUCAGACGGGCCAGGCGGACUGCGCUCACGGUUGUCGUAACACCAGGGGAUCUUUCAUGUGUGUGUGUCCCACUGCCUAUGAGCUGGGUGUUGAUGGCAAGCAGUGCUAUCGUAUCGAGAUGGAGAUUGUAAACAGCUGUGAUCAUAAUAACGGUGGAUGUUCUUAUCACUGCGAACAUUCAACCAGUGGACCUGUAUGCAGCUGUAACCAAGGAUACCAGCUGGACGUCGACCACAAGACCUGCAUCGAUAUAAACGAGUGUGUAGAUGGCAGCUCGUGUUGUGAGCACGACUGCACAAACUAUCCUGGAGGUUACGAGUGUUACUGUACAGCUGGAUAUCGACUGAACGCUGAUGGAUGCAGCUGUGAUGAUAUAGACGAGUGUUUGGCUGCAAAUGGAGGAUGUGAUCACACGUGUCAGAACAGCGCCGGCUCCUUCCAGUGCUCCUGUAGACGCGGCUAUCGUCUCGAUGAGGACAGACACUCAUGUAUAUUGCUGAAGGAGUCGGUGGAGGCGUUGAGCAGUGGUCAGGUGGUGGACAGACCCCGACCUCAGCUCGCUAUUCUGCAGGACUAUGAGAAAAUCCUGGAGCAAUACGACGACUAUGAGGACGACACGGGAGAACUGCACGCUGAGAGCACCUUAACUGAGAAAUUCAUAUGUUUGAACGAUUCGUUCGGCUUCGACUGCAGUCUGUCGUGUGAGGACUGUGCUAAUGGUGGAGUGUGUAACAAACACAGAAACGGCUGUGACUGUCCUGACGGAUGGACGGGAAUCCUGUGUAAUGAGACAUGUCCAGAGGGCUGGUUCGGCAGGAAUUGCUCGUUGAGAUGUAAGUGUAAGAACGGCGGCGUGUGUGAUCCGCUCGCCGGGAGCUGCCGCUGUCCACCAGGGGUCAGUGGAGAGCUGUGUCAGGACGGUUGUCCCAAGGGUCUCUAUGGGAAGUUCUGUAAUAAGAAGUGUAAUUGUGCUAAUAACGGACGGUGUCAUCGCACUUAUGGGGCGUGUCUGUGUGACCCGGGACUGUAUGGAAGGUUCUGCCACCUACCAUGUCCCAAGUGGACGUUUGGCCCAGGCUGUUCUGAGGAGUGUCAGUGUGUUCAGCAGAAUACCAUAGAGUGUCACCGUCAUCAGGGCACCUGCGUCUGCAAGCCUGGUCAUCGGGGCGACACCUGCAAAGACGAGUGUGAAUCAGGCUUCUUUGGCUCUGGUUGUGAUAAUAAAUGCUCCUGUCCGGCUGGAGUGACCUGUGAUCAUGUGACCGGAGCGUGUCAACCGCAGUGUCCAGCUGGAAAGACAGGAGACAAGUGUGACCAAGAUUGCGUUGAUGGGAGAUUUGGGAUUGGCUGCUCUCAGUCAUGUGACUGCUCGGGGGCACCAUGUGACAGGAUCACUGGCCAAUGCUUGUGUCCCGCUGGAACGUUUGGAAAACAUUGUGAAAAAGAGUGUGCAGAGGGCCGCUGGGGUGUUGGAUGUCAGGAAUCGUGUCCGGCGUGUGAGAACGGAGGCCGCUGUGACCGGCAUGACGGCACAUGUGUCUGCGCUCCUGGAUUCAUCGGCAGAUUGUGCCAGAAUAUGUGUCCCGCGGGGCGCUUCGGUGCGGGCUGUCAGCUCAGAUGUACCUGUGAUAAUGGAGGACGCUGCCAUCCUGUAACUGGACGCUGCUCGUGUCCUCCAGGCUGGACGGGCCACAACUGCAGGAAAGCCUGUGACACGGGCCGCUGGGGUCUGGACUGUGUUAAUGUCUGUGACUGUGGAAGCGGUGACGGAGGGUGUGACGCUCAGACCGGACGCUGUCAUUGUGAGGCGGGCUUCACUGGACCACGAUGUGACCAGAAAUGCCCUGCUGGUUCGUUCGGCCCGGGCUGCAAGCACCGCUGCCAGUGUGAAAACCAGGCAUCAUGUGACCAUGUGGGCGGAGCUUGCACCUGUAAGAUUGGCUGGACUGGAACGUUCUGUGAAAAACCCUGUCCGCAGGGUUUCUAUGGUCUGGACUGUCAGCAGAGGUGUGUGUGUAUGAACGGGGGGCUCUGCGAUCAUGUCAGUGGUGAAUGUGCCUGUCUGCCCGGCUGGAUCGGCCCACAUUGUAACCAAACGUGUCCUGCUGGCCUGUACGGAGUGAGCUGUUCUCAGACGUGUGUUUGUCACAAUAACAGCAGCUGUGACGCUGUAAGCGGUCAGUGUGAGUGCAGCGCAGGGUGGACGGGAGACACCUGCUCACAACUUUGGAAUCUAUGUGAUUGUCUGAACGGUGCUCAGUGUGACCGACAGACGGGUCGGUGUGUUUGUCAGCCGGGCUGGACGGGACUGCGCUGUGAGAACGCGUGUGUAUCCGGGCGGUUUGGAGUCGGCUGUGAGGGCUGGUGUGAGUGUGAUCACGGCACCCCCUGUCAUCAUGUGAGCGGACAGUGUUUCUGUCCUGCAGGAUGGAGAGGAAGACACUGUGAGAAAGCAUGUCUGCCGGGCUCAUACGGUCAGGACUGUGUCCAGCGCUGCUCCUGCCUGCCGGGUACGUCAUGCCAUCACGUGACGGGACGCUGCGGCUGCUCUCCCGGCUACACGGGCAACGGCUGCGAGCAGAUCUGUCUGCCCGGCACCUUCGGCAUCAACUGUAAUCAGCUGUGUCAGUGUUCAGAGAGAAACCAGCUGUGCCACCCAGUGUCUGGAGUGUGUUACUGCGCGCCUGGAUUCACAGGACCCAAGUGUGAACAGGCGUGUGCCGAGGGUUUCUACGGUCCCGGCUGCGAGCGUCGCUGUCAGUGUGUGAACGGAGGCGUUUGUCUUUCAGUCUCGGGCGCCUGUAAGUGUCCGGCCGGAUUCAUCGGGGCCCGCUGUCAUCUCACGUGUCCGGCGGGACGCUACGGGCUGGACUGUGGCCGUGUGGCCGUCUGUGGAAAGGGGGCGAGGAGUGACCCGGUCACCGGCGUGUGUGUGGGAGAGGAAGGUGAGCUGGUAUUCUGUGAGGGUAGAUGUGUGUUCUCAGACGUCUGACAGCAGUGUGUGUGUGUAGGCCGCUCUCAGCGCUGUGACUGCAGUAACAGAGGCCUGUGUGAUGCCGGCUCUGGAAACUGUUCAUGUGGCCUCGGCUGGACCGGCUCGCGCUGUGAGAGAGAGUGUGCCGCGGGUCGCUUCGGUCCUGACUGUGCUCUGCAGUGUUUGUGUCAGAAUAACAGCACAUGUGACCGAGUGACAGGGAGCUGCCGGUGUCAGCCGGGAUAUUACGGUCAUCUCUGUCAACACGCAUGUCCCGCCGGUCUGUUCGGCUCUGGCUGUCAGCAGUUCUGUGACUGUGUGAACGGGGCUUCAUGUCACCCCAGAACCGGACAGUGCCUCUGUCCCGCUGGAUUUCACGGCUCUCGCUGUGAAAGAGAAUGUGAGCAGGGCAUGUUUGGUCUGAAGUGCUCUCGGUCAUGUGACUGUGCGGAGGACACAGCGUGUGACCCAGUGAGCGGCAGGUGUGUCUGUGCCUCAGGAAAGACGGGUGUCCGGUGUGACAGCGACUGCAGUGUGACGCGGUUCGGACCUGACUGUGCGCUCAGCUGUGAGUGUGAGAACGGCGCUCAGUGCGACCGCAGAAGCGGACGCUGCCUGUGUCUCAGCGGCUGGAUCGGCCUCACGUGCUCACAACGGGACCCUCCAGAGGUGGACUCCAGACGUCUAGAGGAGAAUCAGUCCCAGCUCGACACCUCAUAGCGCUAACGCUUACACUGAGCAGCUGCAGCGGGACACAAACACACAGAUGCACUUUACUCUCCCCGACUGCUCCUCACAGCUCAGACUCGAUCCUUCAUCGCGCUUUCAGGGGAUUUUUGUAUUGUCUGUGUUUCAGUACUGUUGUCAGAUUCACUUUUGACUCGACAAGAAAAAAAGUGCCUUUGGAUUUCAUAACACUCUUGUUUACGCUGCUGGAUUGUAGCUAAUAUUAAAGGGUUAGUUCACCCAAAAAUGAAAAUUAGGCUGCGUUUUAC